This is a messenger RNA of Fusarium poae, 522 nucleotides long. RefSeq lists its product as uncharacterized. Lineage: Eukaryota; Fungi; Ascomycota; Sordariomycetes; Hypocreales; Nectriaceae. The transcript has a single exon. The record is from RefSeq and is a predicted model, not a curated record. Bases 1 to 522 code for a protein of 173 amino acids.
AUGGUUUCAUCAAGACUAUUCACUGGCUUUAUUGCCCUCGCUUCUUUCCACGCUGUCAACGCUGGAGCAUGCCGUCCUAGACCCAGCUCUGCAGUUGGAACCGACACCACCGUCACAACCAGCGAGACCUCAUUCCAAACAUCCAUCGAGACUGAAACAUCUUCAGUCACUGCCCAAGAGACAACAACCCUCGAAACCACUAUCUCGCUCACAUCUGCCGAGACAUCAGUUGAGACAUCUUUCGUAACAGAGGAUGAUUUGACCACUACACUCGAGACCACACAGAAUCUCGACUUCACAACCGACAUCACCUCAUUCAUCACUCUUCCUGCCGAGACCACAACGAGCGAAUCCGCUGCAACCACGUCAUCUUUUGUUCCUGCCCAUCUUUUCCCCUGUGAUUUGGAUGAGGACUGCCGCACUGUUGAGUUUUGCGACACAGUUAAUUGUGGUUGCCUCAACGGCUUCUGCAAGCUUCUCAACGUUGACAUUGAUGUUCCUAUCCCACGACGUCUUCACUGA